Megalobrama amblycephala (Wuchang bream) is the source of this 5719-nucleotide messenger RNA. It is a transcript of the gene sack1ga, whose product is annotated as family with sequence similarity 83 member Ga. Bases 1 to 4221 code for a protein of 1406 amino acids. Lineage: Eukaryota; Metazoa; Chordata; Actinopteri; Cypriniformes; Xenocyprididae. The record is from RefSeq and is a predicted model, not a curated record. The transcript has 5 exons.
AUGGCACUGUCACAGGUUCAGUGCCUUGAUGACAAUCACGUCAACUUGCGCACUAACGAGUCCAAGCCGGAGUUCCUUUACAGCGAGGAGCAGAGGAUCGCGCUGGAGACACUCAUUCAUGAUGGACAGAGCGCCUUCGAGGACUACAUCAAUACAAACAACAUCCGCUGCUUUCUGUCGGACCUUGAGCUUGAGAGGAUUCUCAGCACUGUGGAGGUGUAUUGCCCGGGUUCCCCCGAUAAUAAUGCUGAACUGUACGGGGAAAGUGAUGGGGAAGAGCUCUCCCUGCAGUACUGGCCCGACCGCUCGGACUGCUCGAUCCCUCAGCUGGACAUCGGGUGGCCGGACCGAGUGUCCUACCGCGGAGUGACGCGUGUGCAAGUGUACACUCAACCCCCUUAUGAGGGACAGUCACAUAUUAAAGAGGUCGUUAGAAAAAUGAUCGGCCAAGCACAGAAGGUUAUUGCAAUUGUCAUGGACUUGUUCACAGAUAUUGACAUAUUCAAAGAUCUACUGGAUGCAAGCUACAAGCGAAAGGUUGCUGUGUACAUUAUGCUGGAGGCCACUGGAGUGAAGCACUUUCUAAAAAUGUGUGAGAAAGCAGGCAUGCACACUGGACACCUCAAGAACUUGAGAGUGUGCAGCAUCAGAGGGGCACAAUUUUUCAGUCGAUCCUCAAAGAGAGUGUGUGGAUACCAAAGCCAGAAGUUCAUGUUUAUUGACGGAGACAAAGCAGUCUCAGGGUCAUAUAGUUUCACAUGGUCUUCCUCUAGACUGGACAGAAACCUCAUCACUGUUCUCACUGGCCAAGCAGUCGACACAUUUGACACAUUGUUUCAGGACAUGUAUGUGAUGUCUAAUGGAGUGUGCCUAAGCAAGAUUAAUCUGAGCAGUGAGCCUGAACCUGAGUUCCUCCCUCAGGUGGUACCCACUGUUCUUCCCUCAGCAACCAGGGCACUCAAGCUCAUUAACCCAAAAUACGCUCUGGUCUCCAACUGUGCUUUCACUACCAAUGGACCUGUAUCUGACCAGACAAGUGCCAAGAACAGCAUUUCCAAGAAUCAGACAGAAGUCAUCAAACAAAUCAAAGACACCCCAGUGAUGCCACCUGUUCACCCGGGACUUCUCAACCUGGAAAAGGCGAAUAUGAUCAAUUAUGUGCCGACCUGGCCUGAUCCUGACCCACCGAGUGAUGUCAUUGGUUUCAUUAACAUAAGAGACUCCAACAAGCCAUUGCAAGCUCACCUAAUGCGUUCAGAGCUCUUUGAAGUGUCUCAAGCCAUUCGAUUCAAGGAUCCUUUUCAUGAGCCAAAGGAGUCUUUAUCUCUGAGGGCUUGUCCUGGACCCAUAUCCCAAACUCCCUCUGAUCCUGAAGCUCCAGCUCAAAAACAAACAUUAGGAGAAGCGCAGAAGAAUUUUGAUCAAAAUCAGCAUCAAACAAGCAGCCCAGCCAACAAGCAGAGUGAGGAUCUUAUCUUGCCUUCGGAAAAGCCAGAAACACUGCAUGUGCUUGCCUGUAGUAAAGUUGAUAAAGAUGAACUAUGUGUAAUGGAAAAAGACACCUUUGACAUCUCUACAUCUCUGCAAAGUAAAAACAUUCACACUGAAAAAGACUUUCCCAAUGCAAUUCUCAGUGUGCCUUUUACUCAAGACGAUAGAGUCUCAGAUACAGAGCAAACCCUGGAAACUCCACAACCUCUGAAAUGUCCUACCCAAACCUCUGACAAUCUUGACAUUAAAUUAUCAUCAGCAAUGUACAACGAAACUCAUUGUGACUCAUUUGCAAUUCCAGACACAACUUUUGUUAAGCAAAGUCUUGAGGACCAAGUCUUAAUUGAUGUUGACACUCAAGAACACAAAGAUACAAAUCCAGAGACAAACCAAAAUGGCUGGAAUGGUACACAGAUGUCUAACUGUGACUCCAGCAUCUCUUCAUUGUCUGAUGUAUACUAUGAUUGUUUUAGCCCUGUUGCUGACUUAAGGUCUGUAGCAGAUUUUUUUGUGCCUGAAAAAACACAAGCAUCUUUGCAUAAUCCAAUCAAAAAUGGUCAUCAAGAACAGGAAGUUCCUCGUUCAAAUUCAUCCUCACCUCAAGAUCUGGAUUUGGAUAAUAAACAAACCUUGUUUACUCCAAAACUUUUGAAAACCUCUUGCAGUAUUGUCUUCAAUUUCUUAUCUACAGAGUUCAAAACAAAUACUGCACCUUCCGAAACCACCUUUGCCCAAGAAAGUGACAAAGGUAUCAUAAUAAAUGAUAGUAAGCUACCAGUCAAAGAUUUCUCACAGAUUCCAAAUGGUUGUUUCAACUUCUCUUCAACUUCUGAGGAAUAUUUUGAAUGCAGUGACACAGUGGGUUUGAAUUCAGAUAUUCAUUGUAUGGUUCAUGAGAAACCAAGCUCAGUUGAAAACUUCAACCUGGAUGAACCUCCACAACUACUGAAGCCCAUACUGGAAGCUGAGAAAUUUUCUAAGCUAAGCUGUCAGAACAUGAAUGAAAAGGAUGAACCUAAAAUGGAUUCUGGACAGGAGCAGCCUGAAUUUCAGCACAUACUAGAAAUAACAGCUGACAGUCACAUAGUUAAGGCAGUUUUAGGGUCUGAAGAUAAAACUCAAACUCAGCUGGAUGAAAAAGUUCACAGACACCAAGAACAAGUGUCUGGAGUUACAUCAGAGCCAGUAGUAGAGAUCAAAUCAAUGAGUAACUUUUCACAGGAACAUGAGAUAAGUGCUUCUCAGGAAAAUUUAGAGACACAGACCAAGGCAGAGUCUGUAGAGUUAUUUGAGAAAGUUGAAAAAGAGCCAAUGCAAGGCUUACAACUUAAUGUAAGUCUAGAUUUAAUAGAACCACUACAGGACUUACAAUCCGACAUACAGCUGGAUUUAAUAUGUAAGGGAAAGUCUGUACAGUUAGCGGAGAAAUAUUCAAAAACGCAACUUCAGGACUUAGACUCUAAGGUAAGUCAAAAUUUAAAAUGUCUGGGACAAUCUGUAAAGUUAGCUGAGAAAACUGCACAACUGCCACUGCAGGACUUACAAUCUGAGGUAACUGUAGAUUUAAUAUGUGAGGGAAUAUCUGUACAAUUACCUGAGACAACUACCAAACCGCCAAUACAGGACCCACAGUCAGAAAGUCCAGAUUUAAAAAUCAAACCUUCAGAAGUAAAUGCUAUCAACAAACUGUGUUUGGCAACAGGCAGUGAAUCUAGGAACUCAAUACUGCAAGAUAAAGCAGAAAUAACUUCUGUAUUUCGAGAGGAGUCUGAGAUAACAAAGUCUGUAGAGUUGCCUAAGACUGAGCAACUGCAAAAUCCAUUGACUUAUUUAGAUUCUGGAUCAAAUAAUCCACCCAACCUAAAAUCUGAAGAGCAUGUGAAUGAGCACUUAAGGGUGCAGAAUGAUGAGGUCAGUCCUGCAGUGUUAAAGAUAAACUCUGAGGAGCACAAUCCUCAAGAGAAACUGCCUGAACCGUUUGAAAGCAUUGAGCUGCUGAUAUUAGAGGAAUCAGACCAUUCUGAUAUCAUAAAACCAAGAGCUGCACUGAGAAAAGAAACAAAGGCAAGCAAAACUGAGCCUAUAGAACAGAAAACUACAAAAGAAAAUCAGCUGGGUCAUGAUGUUAACAGUAGGAAUAAGAAGGAAACAUGCCACCCAACAGCUUUGAUUGAGGAGAAACAAGAAGGGGAACAUAUUUGUACAAAUCAGAUGAACAAGAACCUGCCUGAGGCAAAAUCGAAGCUGGAGUGUCUGGUUAGAAAGCAACCACAUCAAACAUCAUCCAGAAUUCCUAUUCAAGCAAGAGGAGGGUUAACCAAGUUAACCAUCAGCAAAGCAGACACUAGCAAUCGCUCAUUUGGGCUUCGAGCUCCUAAGGCUGGAUUGCACAGCAAGCUGCCAUCACUUGGAAAACCACUAUGGCAGAAUAAGCCUAGCCUUACAUUAUUUCCAUCUCCUGAAAAGUUGUCCACAGGAGCAAUCGCUCCAGUAAGGUCAACACAAGUUCCUCAGAGACCGACAGUCCCCUCACCAAAUGGUCCCAUCUCUCCCCUAAAACAGCCUCAGGUCCAGCUGAUUGCACCUAGGAUCAGGCAGUCAGACCAGCCAAAUGUUUCCAGGAAACGUUCUGCAUCCCUUACAAAAUAUAGCUGCUCUUCUUCAGGAACUUUAUGUCCAGGACAAGUAAAGAAGAAGCAGGCGUUUAAAGGGUCUCCACCAAGCAACUAGAAUAAUGCAACAAAGUGCAGUUCGAAUUCUUUGUUGCAUACGGAUUUCAUAAAAGUAAUGAUGUGCAAUAGAAAUAAAAAAGCCACUGUGUUAUUUUAGUAUUUAAUGUUUUUAUUGAACUAUGUGAGUUGAUCUCACAUAAAACUGUUUUAUUCAUUCCAUUUAGCAAACAUAAUUUCACCUUUCUACAAUGCACUUAAGCUAACAGGGUUUUCCCUAUACAAACAAGUUCUUCUAAACUGAACGUUUUAUGUAAAUUGCAGACACAGACUUUUAGAUAAAGCUUUAUGAUUGUCCCUAAAGCUUUAUAUGUACUUUAUUUUUUCAAUCAGCUUAUUGUAAAUGAUCAAUUAUGGGCCUCAUUAAAUCAUCAUAUAUAGUUCACCAUUUGCAUUACAUGUUUUUUCCUGGUUCUUUUAUGGGCUGACUUUAGCUAAAUGGUAUACCAAAGGAAACACUGGAUAUGGGUGCUGUCUACUCAUUUAGAUCGAGGUCAGAAACUCCAGACUUUGUUUAGUUGAAGAUUAGAAACCCCCAGACUGUACACACAGACCUUCCAGGACAGAGUUCACUUGAUUACAGUUGGACUUUAUUCCUUUUUUUCAUUAUAUUAUAUUUUCCAUCCAGUUUGGUGGCUGCCUAUAGGGAGGAGGCUGCUGAACUCUCAGAAUGGUGUAUCAACAACAACCUGUCACUCAAUACCUCCAAGACAAAGGAGCUCAUUAUUAAUUUCCGGAACAAGAGGAGGAACCUGCCCCCCUGUUUAUCAGGGGAGUUAUGGUGGAGAGGGUGACCACCUUUAAAUUUCUUAAAUUUCCUAGGAACUCUCAUGGACUGUCAACACAUUUUCCCUGUUGAAGAAGGCACAGCAGUGACUGUAUUUCCUAAGGACAUUGAGGAAGAACAAACUGUCCCAGCAGCUGCUUGUGUCCUUCUACCAUUGCUUUGUUGAAAGUGUACUAACUUAUGGCAUCUUGGUGUGGUAUGCUGGUUGUACUGUGGCAGUGAGGAAAGCUCUGCAGAGAGUCAUCAACUCGGCCCAGAGAAUUAUAGGCUUACAUCUCCCUUCACUUGAGGAUGUUUACAGCACCAGAUGCCUACGGCGUGCCAGAAAUAUAAUAAAAGAUCCAUUUCACCCUGGCAAUCAUCUCUUCACUCUACUGCCAUCCGGAAGACAUUAUCGAUCUCUUAGGACAUGCACCUCCAGAUUCUUGAAUAGUUUCUACCCACGUGCCAUCAAGGAACUGAAUUCUAGUUAAAAAAUUGGAGGACUGUUUUUUUUCUUUUUUCUUUUAUCAAUCUAUGGUUUUGUGCAAUAAUGUUUUAAUUAAUAUAAUUUUUUUAUAUUGAUUAUAUUUUAUUUUAUUAUUUAAACUUUGUUCUUCUUGUCUAUAUUUUGUUUGUAUACAUGUUUUUAUGUUAAUGUGCCACUGAGGAGAAGCACAAAAUUUCGUUGCAUAGCUUUGCAAUGACAAAUAAAUUAUUGUAUUCUAUUCUA